Solanum dulcamara is the source of this 811-nucleotide messenger RNA. Its product is annotated as glycine-rich cell wall structural protein 1.0-like. The record is from RefSeq and is a predicted model, not a curated record. The coding region runs from base 142 to 600 and encodes 152 amino acids. The transcript has a single exon. Lineage: Eukaryota; Viridiplantae; Streptophyta; Magnoliopsida; Solanales; Solanaceae.
ACCAUCCACUUAUAACUCUCUUCUUCUUCUUCUCUCUUUUCCCUUAAUUUCUUCAAUGCUUUUACAUCUCCGUUUCCCAUAAAUAUUACUCAUUCUUCUCCUCUCUCUUUCACCUAAAACCAAAAAAACAAAACAAAACAAAUGAAGAAAAACUACAUAACUACCUUCACUCUCUUAGCUAUCUUGAUCAUCAUCACAUUCACUUCCACCUUUGCUGCAAGACACAUCCACCCACAAAAACAUUUAGUUGGAAAAACAAAGAAAGGUGUAGCUAGUGGAGGAGCCAGUAAUAAUGGAAACGACACCGGUGGUGGGGCGUUUGGAGGCAUUUUUGGGCCUGGAAGUGGGUUUAACAUUCCUGGGCUUGGUGGAGGAGUAUUUGGUGGUGGAUUUGGAAGCCCAAAAGGUGGAGUUGGAAAAGGUGGAGUCAUAAGGUCCAGUGUAGUGUGCAAAGACAAAGGCCCAUGUUUGGGGAAAAAAUUGAUAUGUCCAGCAAAGUGUUAUAAAUCAUAUUCAAGUGCUGGAAAAGGUUAUGGUUUUGGUGGUGGAUCUGGUGGAUGUACCAUGGAUUGCAAGAAGAAAUGUGUUGCUUAUUGUUAAAAGAAAAAAUAAAUGGGCAUUGACCCCUAAAUAGCUAGUAAGUCACUAAAUUUAUAUUGCUUAAUAUGUGUUUGAGAGGUAUUUUGAUGAUGGAUGUUGUUUGGUUGUAUUUGUUAUGUCAUGGGUCAUGUCAUGUGGAACACUAUAUUAUGUGCCUAAGUUCUAAUAUAAGUAAUAGAAUUAAUGAUGAGAAAUUUAUGUUUGGGAUUCA